This is a messenger RNA of Rotaria sp. Silwood2, 294 nucleotides long. Lineage: Eukaryota; Metazoa; Rotifera; Eurotatoria; Philodinida; Philodinidae. The record is from the annotation of a GenBank genome assembly.
AUGAUCAAAGGCGCUCUUAUUAAUCAACUUGAAGAACACGAAAGUAUGCAAUUAAUCAUUAUUACCAUACUAUUUUUCUUCCAUCUUUAUGAAAAUACCAAAUCAAUAGAAUAUCAAGGUGAACAAAAAGAAUGUACUUGUGAAUGUUGUUUAGAUGAUAAUGAAAAUUGUAUUCCAACAUUCCGAUCAAUUAUUAAUAUAAAUCCAUUAUUAGGAUGUAAUAGUGUAACAUGUAAUCAACAAUCAUGUUUAACAUUUUCUCAAUGUUCAAUUGCAUUUGGGUAUCGAUUUUGA